Parastagonospora nodorum SN15 is the source of this 750-nucleotide messenger RNA. RefSeq lists its product as hypothetical. The record is from RefSeq and is a predicted model, not a curated record. The coding region runs from base 1 to 750 and encodes 249 amino acids. NCBI's taxonomy places the organism in Eukaryota, Fungi, Ascomycota, Dothideomycetes, Pleosporales, Phaeosphaeriaceae. The transcript has a single exon.
AUGACCACUCUCGCUGUCCCAGGUGCUGCCACAAUUGAAAGGAGACCCCUUUCUAACCAUGGAUUGCCGAGGCCUCCUCGUGUCUCAUCACCCAACCAGCCUCAUCGCUUCACAGGACGCCAUCUCUCUAUACAAGAAGAAUCCUCUGACUACACAAGUCCAAGAACACCAGGCCUGAUGUCUCCUCCAAUGUCAGCCCGGAGUUUUGGCACUUUCAUUGACUCGGAACCGUCCACACCAGCGUAUUCCCCACGUAUGGACUAUGACUGGGACAAGUCAAGUACGGUGCUUCUCAGACCAAUGUCAUCCAGUUCAGAGCCGUCCAGCCCAACGGAGCCCGUGUGGGACAUGAUCAAGCCAGUGGAAAUCACCCAACAAGCUUCGAUUCCUUUGAGAACAAAUCACAAAGAGCAUGACGCCAUCAUGAGAGACAUGCCUCCACCGGCUCCGGGACCUCCUCGGCUAGCAUCACCUCCACCAAGGAGCGUCAGAAGACCUUCACAGCCGCGCACUGUGAUACCAGUCGAGGUGUACCGCCCACCUCCCAGGGAUAACGACAAAGAAGAGAGUAAAGAAGCCGAGGCGCCGGUGGAGCAGCCGACAUCGAACAGCACGGCACCGUUCAGCAAGAUUACGUCGAGGAUGAAGAUGAUGCUUCGGCGAAGGAGCACGACCGAUAAGAAGAAAGAGAAGAAAAAGGAGAAAGACUAUUACGAUCCCGUGGAGGAUGUACAUUGGUCCGAAAUGUGA